AUGGCUACGCAGGAGACAAACGCAGGCGAGAUAAUCUGCAUCCUUGAUGCAUUUGAUGAAUGCGGCAAUACCAAAAGAAGCGUCAAUUUAAAGUUCCUUAUUACCAGCCGCCCCUAUGACAUAAUUCGACGAGACUUGAUCAGACCUUUCGAUAUCCAGGAAUGCCCUAUAAUCCACCUGAAGGGCGAUGGAGAUGCCGAAGUAGAGGAGAUUACUGGAGAGAUUAGUCUUUAUAUCAAGGAUAGAGUCUCUCGCGUUCGAGAAAACCUUGGUCUUACGAGAAAGGAGGAGGAAAUACUUUUGCAAGGGCUAGGAGCUAUCCAUAAUCAGACAUAUUUGUGGGUUUUUCUCACCCUUGAAUGGAUUGAAACCGAAAUAAACAACAAGAUCAAUGAAGUCGCGAUACACAAAGUCACUUCUACUCUUCCACGGACAGUUGAUGAGGCUUACGACAAGAUUUUAUCCAAGAGCACAGAUGUGGAGGAAACAAAGAAACUGCUACAUAUUGUAGUAGCGGCUGAGCGGCCCUUGACACUCGCGGAGAUGGAGCUGGCUCUGGUGAUUCGACCGCAUCACCAGUCAUAUGAGGACCUAGCUCUAAGACCUAGCGAUCGCGUCAGCAAGUACAUCAGAGACCUCUGCGGUCUCUUCAUAAAUAUCACAGAUGAGAAGAUUUAUCUUCUGCAUCAGACAGCGAAAGAAUUUUUAGUACCCAACAAUAAGGCGAACAGUCAAGAAUACAACCCAGCACAACCAGGAGACGUUCUUCCAAAAGAUCGUAGCAGUGGUCUUACUUGGAAAUUCUCACUUAUACCAUCAGAAUCUCAUCGCAUUCUUUGUUUCACGACACUUAUGAUUGCCUCGUACUUUGGAAUUGAGAUGAUCGUCAGCUUACAGAUCGAAUCAGUCGGCGUUGAAAUAGAUUCUGCCGACAAAUCAUAUCAUCGUUCGGCGCUCUCCUUUGCAUCGGAGAACGGAUUUGAUAGUGUUGUGCGGAUGCUAAUUAAAGGCCACAAAUAUUAUGGAAAAAAGACUCUCAAAAGAGCGAUUCGCCUAUCCUACAAGAAAGGUGCAAGUGUCAAUGCAAUAGACAAAUAUAAUCGAACAGCAUUGUUUUAUGCUGCAUGGAACGGCCAUGUGCCUAUCGUUAAGAGGCUACUUAAAGCAAGAGCACGCGUGGACAUGGUGGAUACCAUUGGGGCAACACCAAUAUCUUACGCUCUUUGCUAUGGACAAAAAGACAUAGCAACCGAAUUGAUGAGGGGAGCACAGCCAGAUUCGGUAGAUGAGAUUCGCCGCAAACUGCUUUUGUCUGCCGUGAAGCACGGCCACGACCCCGUUGUAAAACGACUGCUCGACAGCGGGGCUGAUCCGGGAGCGGCGGAUGACAAAGGUGUCAGUCUUAUCGUUUUGGCCACCAAGCAGGGGAAAACGAAUAUUAUCAAGUUACUAAUAGACGGGGGAGCUGACGUUAACAAAGGCGAUCCUGAUGGCAAAACCCCUUUAAUUUUUGCUAUUAAGCAGGGAGAAACGAACAUUAUCAAGUUACUGAUAGAGGGGGGGGCUGACGUCAAUAAGGGUGAUCGUAAUGGCGCCACUCCAUUAAUUUUCGCCAUAGGCAAUUUCAAUACUGAAAUAUGUUUCUAUCUGGUUGAGAUGCUACUCGAACUCGGGGCGAGAGUGGACUAUACUUUCACGCUAACAUGCUACUAUUUCAUUGGUAGCAAGUAA
Trichoderma breve is the source of this 1731-nucleotide messenger RNA. Its product is annotated as ankyrin repeats (3 copies) domain-containing protein. The record is from RefSeq and is a predicted model, not a curated record. Bases 1 to 1731 code for a protein of 576 amino acids. NCBI's taxonomy places the organism in Eukaryota, Fungi, Ascomycota, Sordariomycetes, Hypocreales, Hypocreaceae. Gene Ontology annotation, molecular function: protein binding. The transcript has 4 exons.